CAGGUGACCAACCCCAAGGAGGACGAGGGCCGCGCGCGGGGCGCCAGCGAGAAAGCAUCCCAGUGCAACAUCAGCUUAAAGAAGCCGAGGAGUCGAGGCAUCCUUAGCUCCUUCUUCUGCUGCUUCCGGGACUACAAUGUGGAGGCCCCGCCCACCAGCAGCCCCAGUGUGCUUCCGCCACUGGUGGAGGAGAACGGUGGGCUUCAGAAGGGUGACCAGAGGCAGGUCAUUCCCAUACCGAGUCCACCAGCUAAAUACCUCCUUCCAGAGGUGACGGUGCUUGACUAUGGAAAGAAAUGUGUGGUCAUUGAUUUAGAUGAAACAUUGGUGCACAGUUCAUUUAAGCCUAUUAGUAAUGCUGAUUUUAUUGUUCCGGUUGAAAUCGAUGGAACUAUACAUCAGGUGUACGUGCUGAAGCGGCCCCAUGUGGAUGAGUUCCUCCAGAGGAUGGGGCAGCUCUUUGAGUGUGUGCUCUUUACUGCCAGCCUAGCCAAGUAUGCAGACCCCGUGGCCGACCUGCUGGACCGCUGGGGUGUGUUCCGGGCCCGGCUCUUCAGAGAAUCCUGCGUCUUCCAUCGUGGGAACUACGUGAAAGACCUGAGUCGCCUGGGCCGGGAGCUGAGCAAAGUGAUCAUUGUGGACAAUUCUCCCGCCUCGUACAUCUUCCAUCCCGAGAAUGCAGUGCCCGUGCAGUCCUGGUUCGAUGACAUGACGGACACAGAGCUGCUGGACCUCAUCCCCUUCUUUGAGGGCUUGAGCCGGGAGGACGACGUGUACGGCGUGCUGCACAGACUCUGCAGUAGGUAGCGCCGGCCUCUGUCUGCCUCCCGCCCAUGCGCCCUGGAGCCUCCAGCCUCGGGGACCCACCUGGCCUCCGCUCCCUGGGAGCAGGAAGUGAGGACACUCCACGCUCCAGGCCACGAGGUCCAUGUGGCCAUACCUACCUGUUUUCUUUUUUAAGAACAGAAACAACUAUUUUAAAAUGAACUCUUUUAACAAAUUUCCUAAAGGGACAUGCAUUUUACUGGAUUUGCUUUUCUUAAAACAUACCAAAAAGAAAAAAAAAAGGAAAAAAAAAAAAGCUUGAAAUCUAUCAGACUUCCUUUCAACUGUCCCCCUGGCCCUCUCCUCCAAGCAGACAACCUGUCCCUUUCUACCCCAGCUUGGAGCAGCUGACCCAACUCAGAAUCUCUUUCCUACAGGAUGAAGUGCCUUUUUGAAUGUUAUUUUAAGCCAAGAGUUAAUUUUUCUACACAACAUAUUUCCAGACAUCUUUUAGUCUUUUAUUGUCUUAGAUUCUCUAAAAAGAUGAAUAUGACAAUUUUCUAGAACCCGGGGGGGGUGGGUGGGCGAGGGAUGGAGAUGAGUCCUACAAGCCUGUCCACCAGCAGGUGUGAGUGCUCAGAUGCCCGGUGACACGCC
Messenger RNA from Odobenus rosmarus divergens (Pacific walrus), 1422 nucleotides. It is a transcript of the gene CTDSPL, whose product is annotated as CTD (carboxy-terminal domain, RNA polymerase II, polypeptide A) small phosphatase-like. The record is from RefSeq and is a predicted model, not a curated record. The annotation marks the transcript as partial. Gene Ontology annotation, molecular function: RNA polymerase II CTD heptapeptide repeat phosphatase activity. Lineage: Eukaryota; Metazoa; Chordata; Mammalia; Carnivora; Odobenidae. The transcript has 8 exons.